Lytechinus pictus (painted urchin) is the source of this 4001-nucleotide messenger RNA. RefSeq lists its product as uncharacterized. Lineage: Eukaryota; Metazoa; Echinodermata; Echinoidea; Temnopleuroida; Toxopneustidae. The coding region runs from base 946 to 1929 and encodes 327 amino acids. The record is from RefSeq and is a predicted model, not a curated record. The transcript is spliced from 5 exons.
GAAGGAAUGAGAAUACCGGUAGGCCUACUGGUAUAUAGUCAGUUAUUUGUGCACCAAAACGCGCUUUUUUGUUUACAUCUUUCUGUUGGUGGUGGAAAACGUACAUAUAACAACAUUAAUCUCAGACUAUGCUCCGAUUUUAGCUCGAGGAACACAUCUUCAUCCUAGGAUUGACCAUCUUUCAGAUAAGCUUAACGGGGAAUCACCCUUUCUGUCAUCAUUCGUAGACCCAGCCAUUUGCAUUCUACUCUGUUUGUUCCAUUCACCGAUGAUAAUGACGUCGUGAGACUUCUAUACGGGCUUCUAUAGUCUAGUCCAAAGGUGUGUGUCGUUUCAGGACUAACCGAACACACAGUGGUGGCGACAGUUUGAAUAAACGUUCUCACGAAAUAGAAUAAAAGAAACUCACUGAGGGAGAUAUUAGCGGAUAAAGAGGAGACGAGUAGAUAAAAGAACAUGAAUAAUACCAUUUUGGAUCUCGCCCAAUAGACCGUAAAUGCGGAACAACCUUUCUGAAAAAAGAUAGGGAUAUGUUUCACAUGUCGUUGUAAGGGACGCCAUUUCGUACAGAUAUACGACAAACUAUACAUGUGGAAUAUAUAUUGGUAUUAUUAAGCGGAGUUGACGCUUUACUUUAUUCUCAGAACCCAGAUGGAAAUAUACAGUAUCAGCAAUCAUCGGAGUUUGAGAAUAACUUGUUGAAUGCGAAGUAGGAGUGUAGCUGCCAGUGGGGCGUGUACUAUCCGAAGACGAUCGAUCUCGGGUCUAAAGCAAGCCUUCACAGACACGGAUUAGUUUUCCAUUUCAGCGUUGAUCAGCGUCAACACCCUAAUGGAUUUCAGUCACGACGCCCUCUAUAUGAAACACCUGGUCAGGGCACCUUAAUAUUGUGUGAUGAUUACCACUCAUUAUCAUAUAUGUUAACGACUCGAUCGGCUGUCAUCGAUGUCAACUAACCAAUCACAAACUCAACCAGCUGUGACGACAUCUCCGCCGAAUAUGGAUGGAUCUUCGGUUAACACAGGUGCCAUAAUUGGAGCUGUUGUAGCGGUUGUUGUAGCUAUUGUUGUUGUGGGCCUUGUUGUAUACUUCUGGUGCUAUUUCAAAAGAAAGAAGCAAAGUCAUAGUUUUCACGAAAGACAUCCGAUUGGAGAUCAAGCUCCCACUUUCCGUGUCCUAUCUACUUGGGAAGAAGCGAUAACCAACCAAGAAAAACAAAAAGACGCUUCAGAAUACACACCCGUGCAGAUGGGUUACUCCACACCAGACUUAAUAGCUGGGACUAAUGAUAGUGAAGUCAUUCAGAAUAAUCAAUAUGGACGAUUACGAAAUGAAACAAUCACGUCAGAAACUUCGAAAUUGCCGACGAUUGCCGAGGACGUCAAUGAACGCCCGCUGUCCGUAGGAUUCGAUAAUCCAGGAUUUGAUAUAGGAUUGGACGAAAUAUUUGAAACAUCAUUAUUUAACGGGCCAAUUAAGUUGGGUCGGGAAUCGAGUAGAGAAGAGGAGAGUGAUAAUGAAAGGAACUUAAGUCAAUCUCCAACUGAUCUUGAACAGGAUGUUUCGAUAAUUACGACUGAUCCUCCGGAUGAUCCUCCGUACGACCCCCCUGACGAAACAACGAUCGAAAGUCAUAAUAAAGAAGACGAUCAUGUAUCGACAAAAGAGAGUGAAUUAUCCGACGAUGUGAACGUUGAUACUGAAGAUGUUUCAGAAAAGAUUGAAGAAGUGAAUGAUACUAAUUCGGAGGAUAUCGAUAAUAGCCACGAUAACACUGGUUUUGAAAUGGAAGACGAUAUCAAUGCUACCAGUACAUCUCCAGAAUCACCAACAGAGUUUGAUAUGGAAAACGAUAUUGAUGCUACCGAUAUGCCAUCAGAAUCACCAACAUCGUCAUCGGACAUCGAUAAUCAUGAUAAUUCUACUUGAACAUAGGUGCAAUAAGAUCAGCUGGAGAUCAAACCAAUCCUAUCCGAAUUUAAAAGGAUGAUGAUGGUGUAAAUGCCAUGACUGUCAUUACGAAAUGUGUGGAAAAGUCAACAGUAAUGAUUCGUUUUGAGAGGCAUAGUGAAUCGCAUUUAGCAAGUAAUGGCAAGCCUUGAAGCCUUUCAUGAAGCAAUUUGCGAGUGAUUUUCAUCGACAACUAUUAUAAGCCACUGAAAUACUGUCAUUUGAUUGGCUAAGAGCAAGUCUAUUGGUGAAAACAAUAGAAAUCCACCCUUCUCACUUCACCCUGAUAAUUAUUGAUCAGACCCCUCCCCAAAGCCCCCACCCUUCUCACUUCUUCCUGAUAAUUUUUGAUCACACCCCUCCCCAAAGCCCCCACCCUUCUCACUUCUUCCUGAUAAUUUUUGAUCACACCCCUCCCCAAAGCCCCCACCCUUCUCACUUCUUCCUGAUAAUUAUUGAUCAGACCCCUCCCCAAAGCCCCCACCCUUCUCACUUCUUCCUGAUAAUAUUGAGCAGACCCCUUCCCAAAGCCCCCACCCUUCUCACUUCUUCCUGAUAAUUAUUGAUCAGACCCCUCCCCAAAGCCCCCACCCUUCUCACUUCUUCCUGAUAAUUAUUGAUCAGACCCCUUCCCAAAGCCCCCACCCUUCUCACCUCUUCCUGAUAAUUAUUGACUACAAUGGCCUACACUUCAAUAGUAAAUCAGUGAAACGUAAAUUCAUGAUGCAUAUAUUGUUAUCAACUGACUGAGAACAUUGAUGUGAAAAUGGUUGGGUCAAAUGAGAUGAAAGAAAAAUUACAUUUUUGUUCGUCCCGUUGAGUGAAAUACUUAUCAUAAAAAAUGGUAUAAUGUUUUAUUAAGUCAGUCUAUUGAAUAGCAAGGAUGUAUAGGGCGACGGGAUAGGACAGAUCGUCAGACAUAACUUAACGCCAUUUUGGCUCUUCUGGAUCAUGAAUCAACCCAGUUGAUGAGUUGUGCUACGAUAACCAAAUCUCAUAAACAUCGAAUACGAGCAAUGUCAUCAAUGUUUAGAUUUCAUUCCUUAAUAAAUCAAUAAGUUUCCAUUUCAGUUGAAAUCUCAUUAGACCAGCUUGGUGUUUUAUAGAGCUGUUUGUAAGUGAAGAGUGACUUAAAGAACGACUGGUGAUCCUUUCUUGUGGUAAAUGAUAUUCACCAUUAAAUGUUCAUUGGUGAUAAUUUAGCAUGUAAGAAAGAUUCACCAGUCGUUCUUAAAGUCGCUCUUAACUCACGAACAGCUUUAUGAAACGGCCCCCAGGUUGAUAAGUUUUUCAUCGAUUUAUGUGUUUCUAAAAACAUAAAUUAUACAUUUUUUAACGUAUUAAAAACAAAGUACUAUUCUACUCCUAUCUUCUUCGAAAUUGCGUUAAAUGGUCAUAUAACGAUCCAACAGAUAUUGAAGCCAUAAUGGGUUUUUUGCCAUCCCAUUGAAAUUUGUAAUUCAUAUGAAUAAAAUAAGAUAUUCGAUGCAAUACUGUAUCUUAUGCACGAAUAUAUUUCAAUCUUCUUAACAAUUAAUUAGCCGUACGCAGGGGGGGGGGGGUAGGGGCUUCACUGGAAUCUAAUUUUCUUGUUUAAACUUACAAAAUUUCCUCCACAAUCAUCUCGGUCGCUUCAUUUCGUUAUUUCAUUCAUUCUAGAAUUUUUUAGGCAGUUUGCUCCUUGGGAAACAAAAUAGUACAGGAUACGGCGAUGAGAAAGAUAUAUUACGUUAAGUAAUGGCUUUGUAUUUAUAAUGUCUUAUUUAUGUGAAAUUAGGUGUAGGCAAAUUUAUAUACACAUUAGUAUUGAGAUGUAUAGUUUCAUUUAAUGCAUUGUUUUUAUGAAUAAAUUCUAUACAGAUGAUUUAUGAUUAAUAAAGAGGAUAUAAAAAAGAACUGUUGUUUUAUUGGUUGUAAUGUCUUCAUGACUUACAAAUUUGUUCUUCUGUCGCAAUACCUGUGUGUCUAUGUGUCUGUACGUAUGCCCCCUUCUCUGUCUUUCUCUCUCUCAAUUAUUGUCUCCCUCAAUCAGCAUCACAAAGGCUUUUCUU